AUAUUGGGUGAGGGCAAUGAGGCCUCCGCCGCCAACUUGAGCUCGGGUGAGGGACCCGCCGACCGGGGCCGGCGCGGUGGGGUGUCCCGGCGAGGGCUGGGCGCCGGCCCGCGGGAGGCCCGGUCCCGGCGCAUUGAGCCCUUAUAUCUUGCUGGUUGCAGAGCAUCAGCUGGGUGCUGCGUGAUGGGUCGAGCUGGGGGUCCAGGGAUGAUAUUUGAAUUGAGGCAUGUGGUGCUGACCUGCCUGAGCAUGGAGCCUCCUCUUCCUGAGGUGGGGGGAGUUGUUUACAAAGCGACAGCCUGUGUCUCCAACGGCUCAGAAACUCAUCCGGGGAUGAGAGUCAUUCAUUUUUGGCUUCAUUUUCAAGCAUUUUUCAAGCUGUCACAGCUUGGCAGAGUGAAGGAUGCCGAGGAGGAAGAAGCCCACAGAGGGCCUGGACUCUCGAGGCCAGGAUGGGGAGGAAGAGGAGGAAGAUAAGAGGAACUCAGCCAACACCAAGAAGAAGCGCAGCUUUGUGGAUGCAUUCAUUGUUAUAUCUGACAGUGAUGGAGAGCAGGAGUCAAAGGAGGAGAGUGCAUUGCAAAAGAAGAGAACAAAACAGCAGCUGGAGAGAACGAAGUUUGCUGCUAAAAGAAAAAUCGCACAGAUGACUGAAGAGGAACAGUUUGCACUGGCCCUGAAAAUGAGUGAGCAAGAAGCCAGACAAGUGAACUGUCAGGAAGAGGAAGAGGAGGAGCUCUUGAGGAAGGCCAUUGCUGAGAGCCUUAGUAGCUGUCAGUCCUCGGACUACUCUGAAGCAACCCCUCAGUUGUGUGCAGAAGGCCAAAGCCAGCCCACCAAGAAGGAAGGCUCUGAGAUCCUGGGAGGUCUGGCACUGUGCCCUGACACCCCUCGCUCCGAGUGCAGCUCCCACUCACAGAGCGCCAGAGCUGAUGGGAAUGGACAGAUGGAUGUCGCCCGGAGCCCCCUGGUAGUGUUGAAGAGGUUAAGCCAGGAAAUUGUUGAAAGCUCACUAGUAUCCAGCAUAAUCGUGUCUCCGGGGAAGGACCAGCCUGUGACAAGGUCAAGUGAAAAGCUUUCCUCACCAGCAAAAAGUGAUUCUAGUAACACGUUACCCAGCACUCUCGGAGAGGACCUCAUCUCUCUGAGUCCCACCUUUGGGAGGGUGACUUCAGGCUCCCGGCAACUGACACCUCGGAGACUGUUCAUGAGUUCUUCCAGCUCUUCUGGAACAACAGGCCACGAACCAAAAGAGCAGCCCCUGCCCUGCACUGGCCAUUCUGUGGGAGAAGCUAGUGCUGGGAGCUCAGCCACGCUCUCGAAGAGUGGGACUGCAGAACAGUGUGGCAGCCCCAGGGGGAGCAAUGGGGGAACAGGUACCAAACACAGCUCACAGCCCAGGCAUGCCACCAAAGUCUGUGUUUCCGCAGAGCAAGCAGAGCAGAAUGAGGUGCCUGACAGUACCCCUGAGCUUUGUGUACUGAAUGCAGCAGAGGAGAAGUACAAGCAGGAGGAGGCGAGAGACACAGUGCACUACUACUGGGGCAUCCCCUUCUGCCCCAAAGGGGUGGACCCCAACCAGUACACCAAAGUCAUCUUGUGUCAGCUGGAGGUUUACCAGAAGAGCCUGAAGCAGGCUCAGAGGCAGCUACUGCAUAAGAAGGAGUUUGGUAACCCAGUUGUGCCCAGUCCUUCCUUGAGCAGAAAUGAGCUUGGGAAAGAAGAGCACAUAAGCAGGGAGAAUGGGGUUGCUGAUGGUACAGAAGAUGGAAAUCCAGAUGGGCAGAAGGAGUCUGAGAGCAUGACCUGGCUCCUGCCCUCAAAGAGGAGGGAGGCAGAGAGUCCAGGGCACAGCAUGGAAGAAGAGACCUCCACUUCCGAUGAUGAACCAACCACCAGCUACUGCCAGGCCUCCCAGGCGCUCCCUGCAGACGAUGCUCGUGAGGAAGGGGAACCCAUGCAAGUUGCACAGAGCAUCCCUGUGUUGACUCCACUUGGCAGUAAAAGGAGCCCAGAUACUGCCACAGAAAACUCUGCAGAAGAAGAGAUCUCUGUCUGCCCAGAGACCCAGACGAGUCCACAGGAAGCUCUUGAGGUGGAGGGAGAAGAGCUCUGCUCAGGCCCUGGAGAUGCACCUAUGCAGGCUGGUGGAGAUGAAGACACUGACAAGGCGGUGGCUGAGCGCAGUCCUACCACUGCUGACCAUGUGUUGUGCCCCAUCUGCGAUCAAGGCUUUCCCUCUGCAGAGAUCGAGCCGCAUGCCAUGUACUGCAACGGUGUCAUGGGACAGGAGGCUGGCAAGGACAGCCCAGUGCUCACCCGGCGUCAGAGAGAAGCAAGAAGUAAAGCAGCCAGCAGUGACAGCGGCCAGUCAUCCUUAGACAUUGACAAGUGUGAGAAGUGCUACCUCUGUAAGUCACUGGUGCCACUGCUGCAGUAUCAGAGGCAUGUGGACAGCUGCCUUCAGGCUGCUAGGCAAGCUCAGGGAACCAGGAGGCUGCGAAGAGCCAAGGAUGUUGGAAGACAGGAGAGGGGACUCCUCAGGAUGCUGGAGCUCUCAGAGAGCAAGUCUGCAGGUGCUGAUGCGGGGACCCCCCUCUCUGGACUAGGAGACCAACAGUCCCCUCCUGCUCGCCCAGCCAGAGCCAGGGGGCCGGUGGGGAACAGCCCCACCUCCCUUCAGCACCUUCCCUUCACCAUCUCCCCUGUGAAACCCAGCAUCUCCUCAGAAGCCACAGACUGCGUUGUAGACUUGGAGCCGCACGCGGCUCUUUGCCUGGGCAGCCAGCAGCAGACCAAAGGCUGCCGGCGGAGGAAGCACAAGUUCUGAGGCUGCCAUGGGCAGCAGAUCCCCUCCAUGGCACCGUGCCCCUGUUCUAGCGCAGCCCCGUUCUCCCCCCCCCCCUUUUCUAUGUUUUGUACGACCUGUGCAGGGAGCGCUGGGUGGAGCCGUGACUGUGUUUUAUAGGUGCCUGUGCAGCUUUGCUCUCUGUUAAAGAAAUGGAAAUAUAUUUAUGUAUGUUUUUAUGAAACUGCAGCAACA
Molecule: messenger RNA, 3043 nt
Organism: Pezoporus flaviventris
Lineage: Eukaryota; Metazoa; Chordata; Aves; Psittaciformes; Psittacidae
Gene: UIMC1
Product: ubiquitin interaction motif containing 1
Exons: 14
Coding region: 404-2830 (808 amino acids)
Biological process (GO): positive regulation of DNA repair; double-strand break repair
Cellular component (GO): BRCA1-A complex
Molecular function (GO): K63-linked polyubiquitin modification-dependent protein binding; DNA binding; histone binding
Source: RefSeq, a predicted model, not a curated record